UGACUCCGUGAUCUUUUCGAGAUUUUCUAGAUGCGUAUACAAUGAUACCGAAUGAUAUUUGAGUGAUCUUCGGUUCCACAAGGCCGGGUACAUGGAGAAGUUGACUUUCCAUCAUCCCCAUCUUGCCUCACAUUCCAUUACCGAUGCGGGGUCAGACUCACAUCACUCAUAACAGCGGGGUACUAUAGCGCAUCAAAAAUGAUGUAUAAGCCGCAAUACCCUACUCACAUGCUUCUUGCAUAUUCGAAUCUCCAUUCCGUAGGUAUUGUGAAAACAUCAUGGCAGCGAUCCAAGCUCAGCUCGACUCCGGAGCAGUACCCGGCCACAUUUCAAACGUCUGCCCUCGAGGAACAAAACUCUGGCUCUUAGAAUGUGGAUGGCUAGCCUGCGAUGAAGCCUUUGUCAUCCGCGGCGCAAACACCUCUCUCGGCUCCACAGCUGGCCAGUCGUUCGAGAACAAGCGUCGUAAUCUCCCAGUAUACUGUUGCUUGAUCUCACACCCUCACGAAGGAUUGAUCCUCUGGGAGACUGGAUGUGGAAAGGAUUAUCCGGAAGUCUGGGGCCCGCAAGUGUCUGAUGUCUUUACAAGAGUCAAGUAUGAUGAGAAGCAUGAAUUGAGAAAUGCAAUUGCGGCGACCGGAAACAAGAUUGAGGAUAUCAAGAAGGUCAUCAUUGGACAUCUUCAUCUUGAUCAUGCUGGUGGUCUUGACGAGUUCUUCGGUCGUCAGGAUGUCGAGGUGUGGGUGCAUGACAAGGAGCUGAAAAGCGCUUUCUGGAGCGUGGCAACCGGUGCAGACGCUGGCGUCUACCUCAAGCACUACCUCAACCUGGAUUUGAACUGGAAGACUUUCGACGACAGGACUAUCGACUUUUGUCAGGGAAUCACACUGCACCACUUGCCUGGACAUACCGAUGGGUUGAUCGGCAUGCAGAUCAACUUGCCAGACAGUGGUACUUUCUUCUUCAUCUCUGACCAUUGCCACGUCAUCGAGAACUGGCGGGAUGGUAUCCCUCAAGGUUGGCUUGCUCGUGACCAUCCCGCAUGGUUCCAGAGUACGCAGCGGCUGAAGCGCUUGGAGAGAACGACUCGAGGCAGAGUGAUUCCUGGACACGACGAAGAGACGUUCCUGGCACUGCAGAAAGAGAAGGAUGUAUUCACCUGAUUCAAUGAUCAUGUGGCUCGCUAUUGUAAUGAUUAACGUUGUACGUAACUUGGGCAGAGAACUAUGAGUGUAGUUGGUUGGCAAAUGAGUACUUUUGACAUUUGGUGUGAUCUCUAAAUGUAUGUGUGACAAGUUCGGAAGGUACCUGACCCUUCGAAAGUUGUAACCUUGCAGGUUUCAUUCUAUCUCAGGCCAGCGAGUCUACGUUGCUGUACUUCACAGAGGGCUUUGCUGCCACUGAGGAAGGUCACAGUGCCGAUGAGACCAGCGGGAGGUAGAAUUUGGAAGAGAGUCCAAGAAGAGUAGUAUAGGAAGAAGAGGAAUUCCAUGGCUACGAUGCUGCCGAAGAACAGAGCGUGAGAG
Aureobasidium subglaciale EXF-2481 is the source of this 1526-nucleotide messenger RNA. RefSeq lists its product as uncharacterized. Bases 279 to 1163 code for a protein of 294 amino acids. The transcript has 3 exons. The record is from RefSeq and is a predicted model, not a curated record. NCBI's taxonomy places the organism in Eukaryota, Fungi, Ascomycota, Dothideomycetes, Dothideales, Saccotheciaceae.